ACUUGAAGCCGAGAGGGGCGCACCUGCUCGUUAAAGAUUUUUGUCUAUUGAUAUUUCUGAUCGAACCGUAGGCCUAUCUGUUGCUGGAUGAGAACGGCUUCUGAAGAUUGUUGGAAAGGGUUCAUGAAUACAUAAGACUCAAGGUGUUGGAUGGAUACUUGGGUUCCCAAUCCAAACGCCAGGCCGUACAUACCCAAGAAAUACCGCCAUGGCCGGGAGCCAGGCAGCAACAAGCGAGGAUUCUCCACAAGAAAAUGCAUUGUCAAGACUUUUCAGGGUGGGCUGGUGGUGGUCCUCCUUUUUACUGUGGUCAUCAACAUAAUGUUUAUUGUGGAAACCAGCAAGAAGCUGAAGGACCCGCAGUUCAGAGAUCAAAUUGGCAGUAAUGACUAUGAUGAGGUUGCUGUUGGGAAAAAGGAUAAGGUGGUGGAGAUGUCCAUGCCAAGUAGUCUGACCAUUGAGAUCAUGUCCAGUAAGACUUCGGCCUUCAUAUCGGUGGAUGGAACAACGGUAUUACAGGACGAUGAACCAGACAAAUCUCGAGGAAUCCACAUUGCUGUCCUAAACCAGGCCACGGGAAGUGUGAUGUCCAGGACGUUUUUUGAUACAUACAGUGCUAACGAGGAUGUGGCUAUGAUUAAGUACCUGGACAGCAUUCGCAUAGGACGUAUACUUAUAUUUACUAUCAAGGAUGAGGGGUCACUGUCCCUAAAAGCUCCUGCCCGUCAGUACUUGGCUGAGAUGGGAAGUGAAAAGAUUGAGUUCCUGGGCUACAGAGAUACCUGGUGUUUUGUCACAAUCAAAGGAAAAGGGAAAGUGAUAAGUGAGACUCAUGCUAAGGCAUCAGACAUGUCUACCUGGGCAGAAAAAGUCUCACUCCAAACUAAGAUCCCCCUGGUAGCAAUGAAAGAAAGUGAAUGUCCCUGGCCAGACACUCCAGAAAACAAGAGGAGACAGGCAUUUUGUAACAAGUUUGAGGGCUAUGGUUCUACUUGUAGCUGCAGAGAUCCAGCACCCAUCUCAUUCACACCUAACCCAUUGGAAAACAACAAUAUAGCUGAUGUGCCUGUAGUGGUGAUCGCCAGUAAUCGACCUUAUUACUUAAACAGAAUGCUGCGCACACUACUGUCUACUCCUGGUGCAGACCCCAAAAUGGUGACAGUGUUUAUUGAUGGGUAUUACGAGGAACCCCUGGCUGUUACCACACUGCUGGGUCUGAAAGGUAUACAGCACACGCCCCUAGGUACAAAGGCAGCUAGGAUAUCACAGCACUACAAAGCUAGUCUUACUGCCAUCUUCAACCUCUACAUGGAUUCAAAGUAUGCAAUUGUUAUAGAAGAAGACUUAGAUGUCAGCCCAGAUUUCUUCAACUACUUCAGUCAGACCAAGUUCCUACUGGAGGAGGACCCCACAGUAUACUGUAUAUCAGCCUGGAAUGAUCAGGGGUAUAACCAUUCGUGUAAGGACCCGUCCCUACUGUACCGGGUAGAGACUAUGCCAGGGCUGGGAUGGUUGCUGAAACGAAAACUCUACAAGGGAGAGCUAGAAUCUCAAUGGCCUACUCCAGAAAAGUUAUGGGACUGGGAUAUGUGGCUAAGAACCAACCACAUCAGGAAGAAUCGAGAAUGUAUUAUACCUGACAUUUCUCGUACCUACCACUUCGGCUCCAGGGGACUCAACAUGAAUCCAUACUUCCAGGAUGUUUACUUCAAAAAUCAUUCUCUAUUAAAAACACCCAAUGUCAAGUUAAAAGAUUUAGACAAAAUGAAAAGAGAUGAGUAUGAAGACUUGAUAACAAACUUGAUAAAAUCUGCAAAGACAUUAGAUCAUUCCAAAGACCCUUGUUCAGAGGAUUUCGUACCAAGAGUGUCUGAUGGUAAAUUUGUGAUGUAUAUAACCAUGAAUACGACAACAGAUUUUGUCACCUGGAAACAGCUUGCUAAGUGCUACCAUUUAUGGGACUUGGAUGUGCGGGGUUUUCAUAAGAGUAUGUGGAGACUGUUCAUCAAAGGAAGUCAUGUGAUAGUAGUAGGAGUGCCUGCGUCAGCCUAUGCACACAUGAGGCCAGCUGAUGUCAAACCUAUCUACAUUCCAGAACCACCCAAGAAAACAUAGCGGAUUUUGAGGAACUUCUGUGUGUCAAAUAGAAAGUAGUGAGGUAUUACAGGGUGUAAUUAUCAUUUACAGAAUGACAAAAUAAAUAAAGUUACUGGGUACUUACCUGGAACAGGUACCUGUAUAACACAGGUAUCUGUAUAACACCUAGCUCAAAUUUCCUAGUCUAACUAAAUGCCUGCAUAGUGCCAUAUCUAGCCAUUGUAUUCAACUGUGCAAUUAUCCAUUUGGACCAUUUACAGUCAUAGUGAAAGAUUAAUGUAAAAUAUUUUCCACAAUUCCCUGUGUAUAGCUGAUGGGCUUUAUGAUUUAUUAAUUACAAAACCCAAAGAAAAAUACUCUACUUAUGACCAUAAAAAUUUGUU
Pecten maximus is the source of this 2480-nucleotide messenger RNA. RefSeq names its product protein O-linked-mannose beta-1,2-N-acetylglucosaminyltransferase 1-like. Lineage: Eukaryota; Metazoa; Mollusca; Bivalvia; Pectinida; Pectinidae. The transcript is spliced from 21 exons. Gene Ontology annotation, biological process: protein O-linked glycosylation via N-acetylgalactosamine. The record is from RefSeq and is a predicted model, not a curated record. Gene Ontology annotation, cellular component: Golgi membrane. Bases 151 to 2115 code for a protein of 654 amino acids. Gene Ontology annotation, molecular function: beta-1,3-galactosyl-O-glycosyl-glycoprotein beta-1,3-N-acetylglucosaminyltransferase activity.